AUGGGCAAAGGAAAGGCAGAAGUCGGUACGCCAAAGUACCUGGCGAACAAAAUGAAAGCAAAAGGCUUGCAAAAGCUUCGGUGGUACUGCCAGAUGUGCGAAAAGCAGUGUCGGGACGAGAACGGCUUCAAGUGCCACACCAUGAGUGAAUCCCAUCAGCGACAGAUAUUGCUGUUUGCCGACAACGCUGGCCGAUUCAUCGAUGACUUUUCGCAAGAGUUCCUGACAGGAUACCUGCAGAUACUGCGUCGCCAGUUUGGAACCAAGCGAGUGGCUGCGAAUAAGGUUUACCAAGACUACAUUGCAGAUCGGCACCAUCUCCACAUGAAUGCUACAAAGUGGCAUUCUUUGUCGGAUUUCGUCAAAUUCCUCGGCAGAAACGGCCACUGUGUGGUCGAUGAAACGGAUAAAGGGUGGUUUAUCACCUACAUCGACCGUGAUCCGGAUACCCUGGCGAUGCAGGAAAAGAUGGCCAAGAAGCAGAAGAUGGACAAGGACGACGCGGAAAGGUUGGCAGAAUUUAUCGAGCAACAAGUACAACGUGGCAAAACCGAGGACGAACCGUCUAGCUCUGGGUUUUCGGAGCUCAAACGUGACAAUGAAGAGGAAACCAUCAAGCUCGAUCUUAAAAUCGGCAUCAAACUGCAGUCUGCGCCAUCCCCGAUUAUCCCGAAAAGAACAUUCGAUGCACUGAUUGAUGUAAAAAAGGAGAAAAAGUUCAAACCAACUGAUGGCGGAAGUGACACGAAGAAGGUGUCGGCCCUGGAUGAACUGAUCAAAGAAGAGGAAAUGAAAAAAGAGAAAUCGAAUCGAAAGGAUUACUGGCUGAUGGAGGGAAUCGUUGUGAAGAUGAUUACGAAGGCCUUAGGGGAGAAGUACUAUAAAGAAAAGGGUGUAGUGGUUGAGGUUUUCGAUAAGUAUCGCGCGAAAAUCCGGUUGCUAGAAACGGGCGAGAAACUUAAGGUAGAUCAAGCGCACCUCGAAACCGUCAUACCACAGGUCGGAAAACAAAUUCUGGUACUAAACGGUGGCUAUCGGGGUUGUACAGCGACUUUAAAAGCAAUCAACACCGAACGUUUUAGCGUAACAAUCGAAAUCGCCUCUGGUCCGUUGAAAGGCAGGUUAGUGAGUAGUGUUGCGUAUGAAGAUAUAAGUAAACUCUUUGUUUGAGUUUAAUCAAUCACAAGGACGAAUAAACAUACCUUUUAGGUUAAAGA
Molecule: messenger RNA, 1217 nt
Organism: Anopheles cruzii
Lineage: Eukaryota; Metazoa; Arthropoda; Insecta; Diptera; Culicidae
Gene: kin17
Product: DNA/RNA-binding protein KIN17
Exons: 1
Coding region: 1-1170 (389 amino acids)
Biological process (GO): DNA replication; DNA damage response
Cellular component (GO): nucleus
Molecular function (GO): double-stranded DNA binding
Source: RefSeq, a predicted model, not a curated record